Messenger RNA from Zea mays, 1320 nucleotides. RefSeq lists its product as uncharacterized. The record is from RefSeq and is marked predicted. NCBI's taxonomy places the organism in Eukaryota, Viridiplantae, Streptophyta, Magnoliopsida, Poales, Poaceae. Bases 242 to 1177 code for a protein of 311 amino acids. The transcript has a single exon.
CUCGCCUCAUCCUCUCGCCCACCUCCAUAACUUUGCAUGGCCUAUUACAUGUCGUCCCUAUCCCUCCCUAAAGCCAUCUUCUUCUUCCUCCUUCAGUCACCCGGCCUGUCGUGUCGAUCUCACUCUCAGGGUCCGGUCCGGUGCAUCAUAUAUACCCUUGGUCGAUCGAUCGACCAGAUAGAUACACUAGAUAGCUAGGAUUGCAUUGUGUUCCACCAAAAGCCAGCCACAACACAUCGACAUGAUGCAGGACUUGUUCUCGGUCCCUUCGUGUUUCUCGGCGGGCGAGAAGCUUCCGGACGUCCCGGCGUCCGCUGCGGCCACCACCAGGUCCGGGCAGAGCGCGGCGACGCUGGUCUACCGCGCGGGAAUCGCCGGCCACGACCGCCUGGUGACGGUGACGUGGUGCAGGAACCUGCUCACCCACGGGCUGACCGUGUCGAUCGAAGGGUCGGCGGGCGGCGGCAAGGACAAGAGCGGCGGCGGCAGGGAGUGGGGCGACGCCGACGGUGGCGCGGCCUCGUCCUCCAACAAGGGCUGCAGCACCGCCUGCAAGGUGGAGAUGCAGCCGUGGCACUUUUGGCGCAAGUACGGCGCCAAGCAGUUCCACGUCGACGGCAGGGCCGUGGACGUGGUCUGGGACCUCAGGAGCGCGAGGUACUCCGACGAGCCCGAGCCGCUGUCCGACUACUACGUCGCCGUGGUGUCGGACGAGGAGGUGGUCCUCCUCCUCGGCAACCUCAAGAAGGAGGCGUUCCGGCGCACCGGGUCCCGGCCGUCGCUGCGGGACGCCGCACUGGUGUGCAAGAAGGAGCACGUCUUUAGCAAGAAGCGGUUCCUCACCAAGGCCAGGUUCCACGACAGGGGCAAGCUGCACGACAUCAGCAUCGAGUGCAGCAGCAGCAACCUCGGCGGCGGCGGCGUCGACGUCGACAUGGUCAUCAAGAUCGACGGCUACGUCAACGUCCUCGUCAGGCACCUGCAGUGGAAGUUCAGGGGCAACGAGUGCAUCUCCAUCAACCAGCUCAAGGUGCAGGUGUACUGGGACGCGCACGACUGGAUCUUUGGCACGGGGGUGAGGAACGCGCUGUUCAUCUUCAAGCCCGAGCCGCUGCCGUCCGCCACCAAUGAGUACUCUGAUUUCUGCCUGUUUCUGUACGCAUGGAAGCUUGAGUGAGCUAGGAUUCCUGUUCCUGCAUUAUACUGGACACCUCACCAUAUAUGUUAUGAACCAAUAAUUCAUACGUAUCAUGUAACUGAUGGAUUAUUGGGCGAUGGAAGUGUAUGCGAAAUGAAUGAUUGGGGCCGUUUUCCCUUUCC